This is a messenger RNA of Cadophora gregata, 600 nucleotides long. RefSeq lists its product as uncharacterized. The transcript has a single exon. Bases 1 to 600 code for a protein of 199 amino acids. The record is from RefSeq and is a predicted model, not a curated record. NCBI's taxonomy places the organism in Eukaryota, Fungi, Ascomycota, Leotiomycetes, Helotiales, Ploettnerulaceae.
AUGUACUUCACACUCUUUCUCUUGCCAGCUGUGGCUGCCGCCGCCACCAUACCCGGCCUUUCGCUCAAUUGCGCUCCAAAAGGAACAAUAAUGCCAACUCCAAAAUACGGUACGCAAGGAGCAGUUUUCACAGUCUGCGCACAAACCUCCAUCCGCGGCACAGCAUCCACAAUCUACAACGCCCUCCUCGAAUUUCCCCGCUACCACGAAUGGAACACCUUCGUCUACGACGUCAAGGUACCCGCCACAGUCACUUCCGCCCAAGACGUCUACAUCGGGAUGCCGAUGACGUUCCAUACAUACGGGCUGAUACCAGUUCUCAACAGCACUUCGCAAGAAAUCAUUUCCUAUUUGGAGCCGGGCUAUCAAACGCCUUUUGCGGGCUGGUUUUCGGACGCUGGGUUGGGCUUGGCGGGGUUGCAGGCUCAGCAUAUCAGUCUUUUGAGGGAUCUAGGUGGGGGAUUGACGGAGUAUGUUAGUUGGGAGACGUAUUAUGGUGCUGGAGCGGUGGUGGUUGCUGGGUUGAAAGAUAGGCUUCUUACGCAGUUUGAAAAUCAGGGGAGGGAUUUGAAGUUGAGGGUUGAGAGUUUGGGAAAGUAG